AUGUCGGGGCUGUCGGCGGGCAGUGACUAUGAAGAUGGCACCGUCGUCCGUCGCGUAAGCGCAGCUGGUCCCGCACCGGCGCUGAAUAUCAACCACGUCGACCUUUUCUCUCCUUCGAAGCUCGAGUCAAUAUUCACAAAAGAUGACAGCAAGCACACAGACACCAACGAGACAUUCUCCUUCAUAGCGCCCUCGCCAACGAAAGCCUCGCCCGUAAAGGCCACAGAGCUUUCUUCGCCCAUCCCUUCAGACCUGUCGCAAGGGACGUCAAUAGCAGUACAUCCCACAAAGAGGCAGUCACUCGGGACUGGAGACUAUCUUUCAGAAGCAAGCCGGGUCAUGACAAUAUUGCGACAAGGGCAAGAACGUAAACGAUCCACAUUGCGGCGGCAUCCAUCCGCGAGUAUCACGCCAUCCGAGAUUUAUGAAGGACCAGAACAUCGCUGGCUGACUCCGACCGAGCCCGAAGAUGUUAGUCUAAAUCUAGACCCGUUGCCUGCUCUGGAUGCAGAUGGGAACGAUAUUGAGAUCAAUACCAGCAAAGAAGAUACAGCCGGGUCAGACGCUGUCGACAAUGCGGCCACACACGAUGAAGUACAGGAAAACACUCAGGCUUCUAUACCAGAAUCGUUACAGAGUGCUUCCCCAACACGACGAGCAAGCGUCAUCCGGUCACCUUCCAAGAGCGUCAACUGGGUCGAGAACAUUAGUUCAUGUUACAACUCCUCGAUCUACGAGUCUGACGAGGCUGAUGCGCAGCCAUAUGGCGAGACAGCGCCUCGCGGUUCAGUGAAGCGUGUUGACUGGGCAGACGGAACACAUGGCACGAUCUCACCUCAUCCACCCAGUCCCACCUGCGAGACGCAGAUCGAAGACCCAGAGCCGUUCCCACGUGUCGCGACGCUGCCAAACACUCCCGAACGAAGAUUUGGCUCGAAAAGAUACAAUCUGUCUCCUUCUGUGUCCAGGCCACUCCGCGAAGUGUCGGCCAACGUUGCGAAACCUCUCGUAACGACGAAAAUGUCAGACAGUGGCUCGCGACAAGUGUCCGAUCAAUACCAACGCAGGUUUUCAGAAUCGCAGAUUAUGCGCUUGCCUCCACGGCCCGCAGCGCCCACACCUCCCAUGUCUCGUCACAAUAGCAUGAUGAUCCGAAGAACUCCACAGAUCCGGGAGAUCAGCAUACUGAACCUCACCCCACUGGCCGACUUCACCGUGCAUGCACGCGAGGAUGAUCACCCGGAAAGAAGCUUCAUCGACGAGCGGGCACACGAGAGAGCCCUGAAGCAAGCACAUGGGACACUGGCACUCUCUAGAGAUGCCCUGGUCCAGGCCAUCACUGAUGUACAGUCUUCUGAGUUGUUCUGGGAACGGAUCAAGUAUCUUCGUCUGGAGAAGAAGGACCUCAAGUGUCUGCAUAGCCUGGACGAAUUCUGUCCUUCACUUGAUCAGCUUUCGUAUCUCCUGGAGCAACUUGCGCAACCUGCAGUACGUCGAUGUUUCGGGCAACUCGAAGCUGGAAAGCCUGGAUGGCUUCAGCGACUUACUCCAUUUGCGGACUCUGAAGGCCAACGACUGCUCCAUCCAAAACAUUCAUGCGUCAUGCAACACAAUGGGCUUCUUGAACUAGAGCUUCGCGGGAACAAGCUUGCUCACAUCGACUUUGCGCAAUCGCAACUCGACCAGCUGAAGAGACUGGACAUAAGUCACAACAACAUAGAGAGGCUGGUGAACCUCAACUUCCUCCGCAAGCUACUGGACCUAGAUGUGUCGUACAAUUCAUUGCGCCAGAUCCUGCCACCGAACCGCAGAGGACCAAAACUACUGACAGAGCUUGGGGUUGGCCACAACAAACUCAAGGUUUUCAAUUUUCAGCAGUUCCCAGCUCUCAAAUGUGCGUUCCUCGACGGCAACGCGAUUGUGCAGAUCAAGGGCCUCUGCAAGGCCAACAAGCUGGAAACAAUUUCAAUCAGGCACCAAAACAGCCAGAACGAUCUCGUGAAUCAAAUCUUGUGUACACCCAACGACUGUCGCUCAUUGGCAUUGUCCGGUAAUCCUGUUGCGGACGGACACCUGGAAUUGCCAGAUUUGCCUCAGCACAGCUUGAUGGAACUAGAGCUCUCGGAAUGCAACAUUUCACAAGUUGGCAUCGGCUUUGGCAGCGUUUUCCCGAAUCUACGCAACCUCAACUUGAACUACAACUCGAUCUCGGAAUUAUCGGAUUUGCAAGGCACGUUCAGACUACGCCGCUUGGUCCUUCUGAGGAAUCGAGUUCGGAGGAUGCGUCGAACCUGCUUGCUGCUGGCUCGUCUGCCAUCUCUGGCGGAGCUCGACCUGCGCGACAACCCCCUCACGAUAGGAUUCCAUCCACCGCCGAAGGGAAAAGACCUCAGCGCGGAUGCUUACGCAAAGGCAGAUGACAAAUGGCGGGCGACUCUGGACGAGAACACAGGAAUGCGACGUCGGUUGACGGAAGUUUUGCUUGCUGAGCACUGUAAAAAUCUGUCACUGCUGGAUGGACUGGUUAUAGAUCGGUCGAAAGUCCUAGAACGCGAAGAAAUCUGGAGGAGAUGUGAAGAGCGAGGUGUCGUGGCCGAAGUACAGCAAGGCUGA
This is a messenger RNA of Cyphellophora attinorum, 2613 nucleotides long. RefSeq names its product Septation initiation network scaffold protein cdc11. Lineage: Eukaryota; Fungi; Ascomycota; Eurotiomycetes; Chaetothyriales; Cyphellophoraceae. The coding region runs from base 1 to 2613 and encodes 870 amino acids. The record is from RefSeq and is a predicted model, not a curated record. Gene Ontology annotation, molecular function: protein binding. The transcript is spliced from 2 exons.